Messenger RNA from Morus notabilis, 1468 nucleotides. Its product is annotated as homeobox-leucine zipper protein HOX11. Lineage: Eukaryota; Viridiplantae; Streptophyta; Magnoliopsida; Rosales; Moraceae. Gene Ontology annotation, molecular function: sequence-specific DNA binding; DNA-binding transcription factor activity, RNA polymerase II-specific. Gene Ontology annotation, biological process: regulation of DNA-templated transcription. The record is from RefSeq and is a predicted model, not a curated record. The transcript has 4 exons. The coding region runs from base 77 to 1210 and encodes 377 amino acids.
UCUCUCUCUCUCUCUACCCUUUUCUCUCUGUUUUUUCUCCCUAUUUUUUGGUUAUUUUCUCUCUGCAUAUGAAUUUAUGGAGCUGGGUUUAAGCUUAGGAGACCCUCCCAAGCCCUUUGGGUUCUUAGAGAAGCACCAGCGCGAAAACGACAACAAAAGUUCUGCGUUUUGCAUGGACUUGUCGAUUGGUCCUUCAAGAACCGGAGAGGAGGGAGGAGGGAGAGCGAAAGAGCAAGAGGAACCGGAAGAACUUAAGGAGAAAGAACAGCAGGGGAUUCGAAACGACGUCGUUUGUAUUGCCCAGAUUGAGAAUGUUAUUGGAAACGACAACAAGCCCGGUUCCUCCCCUCCGGUUCAGCUCGAUCUUCUUCCUCUCUCUCCGGUUCCUCGUACGACAACAACAACAACCCAUGGCUUCCCUUGGUCUUCUUCCCCCGCCGACACAGCCGAGCGCGGCAGUGGUGGGCUGGAACUGAACAGGAUCCCGAAAAUAACGGCGGCGGCGGCGGCGGCAGAGGAGGCGGCGGCAGAGGAAGGGUCGUCGCCGAAUUCAAACAGCGGAGCGUCAUCUUUUCCGAUGGAGAUGUGCUUGUACAGCAGCGGCAACAAAAAUAAUGGCAACAAUAAUAACUACAAAAGAGAUCAGUAUAUCUCUGAAGGAGAAGGAGAGAGGAAUUCGAAUUCGAGAGCGAGCGACGAGGACGAGGCAAACGGCGCAAACAGGAAGAAGCUGAGGCUCUCCAAAGACCAAUCUGCUUUUCUUGAAGAAAGCUUCAAAGAACACAACACUCUCAAUCCUAAGCAGAAGAUAGCUCUAGCCAAACAACUCAACCUCCGUCCUCGCCAAGUAGAAGUUUGGUUCCAGAACAGAAGAGCAAGGACAAAAUUGAAGCAAACGGAGGUGGACUGUGAGUACUUGAAGAGGUGUUGCGAAACAUUAACAGAGGAGAACAGGAGACUUCACAAGGAGCUUCAAGAGCUGAGAGCUUUGAAGACCUCAAACCCCUUUUAUAUGCAAUUGCCUGCCACCACUCUCACCAUGUGUCCCUCCUGCGAGCGCGUCGCAACCACCACCACCGCCACCACCACCGCGGCCGCCGCCACAAACACUAGUACUAAUUCCAACAAUACCAAAGACUCAAAAGCAGUUGGUGGGUUUCCCCUUAAUAGGCCGAAGUUCUAUCCAUUUUCCCAUGCCCAAACGACAUGAGCUUUAUAUAUGUGAAUGUAUAGCACAUGGGGGAAAUUUUGUGUCCAAAUUGUUUUUUUUUUUUUUUUUGUACAUAGUCAAAAAGUAAAAGGUUCAGGGUAUUAGAGAAUCAUGAUCAAAUAGGUUUUGUUUGAUUAAAUCAUGGGGUUGUUUUAUUAAUUACUUCAUUGUUAUGGGGGCGGGGUAUAGACUUGGGUGUUUUUUUUUCCUCCUCCUCCACCCCAAUAUGUUAGAGAGGAAAAAGGAAAAAGUAAAAAA